ACACACACACACACACACACACACACACACAGAGAGAGAGAGAGAGAGAGAGAGAGAGAGAGACAUAAGUUUGGACAUAACAUGGAAGAUCAGAAGGAAGCAACCGUUUGAACAGACCAUUCUUCUGUUCCACUGUGUCUCAUUUUUCACCCCUGAACAGACGCCAUCACUGGGCAGCAGCAGGAGAAAAGGACGGAUACGGAGAGGAUCCACACCCAUGCAGAGAUGGAAGAAGAGCCAGUUUCAGGCUUUCACUUGGAACUGUCUGGAGAACGAGGGAUAAAUGAAAGAUUGGAGGAGGAACAGAGAGAACUGGAGGAAAGAACGACUGGUCGGGAGAGCAGGACGGAGAGCGAGAGACAGGACAGGUGGAGUGAUAAAGGAGAUGGCUCUCUGGCUGAUGAUGAAGAUGAGGAUGAUGAUGAUAUCGAUGAUGAUGAUGGAUAUGGGAGGAGUUUUGCUUUCAUUCCACUGGUGAAGAUUGUGACAAAAAAGGAUGAAAAGCAGACGGAGGGUGAUGGAGAUGUGAGCGGUGUAGACACGUGUGGUGGAGACGUGCUAGGUGGAGACGUGCUAGGUGGAGACACGAGAGGUGGAGACACGGGGGGUGAAGACGUGCGCAAUGGAGACGUGAGCACAAACUGGGAAAACACAAAGCAGACUCGUUGGAGCCGUUGUGAGUGUUGUGGUGAGAUGAUGAGCUCGGUGGUGUUUGCUGUAGUGGGUGCCGUCAUGUUUCCUCUCCUGGUCUGGGGAGGCCAUGACCUCUUGCCAUUAGACGUCCCAGUGGUCAUGAGCGCCCCCUCCAGGCUAGUGUACACACUGCGAUGUGCGCUGUUCGCCACCUUUCCCAUUAUACUGGGCGUGUUGGUUCACGGCGUGUCCCGUCUGAAGUUCAGUUCUCUGAAUCCUCUGUUUGAGGGGAAGCGAGCGAGUCGUCACACACUCGUCCACAUGGCCUACGUCCACGAUUCUCUCCGUCUCUUUCUGCUCUUCUUCCUGCAGCUCGCCGUGACGUCCACGUACCUCCAGCACCACACCCUCAAACUCGUCCCACUGCUCACCAUCAUCUUCGUCUUCGGCAGGUUGAUCUACUGGCCGAGUGUGUGUUUCAGUAGCAGUGUGCGUGUGUUGGGGUUCUCCCUCUCCUUCCUGCCAGUUCUUGCUCUAAUGGGACUCAAUCUCUACUUCAUCUCAACAGGAGAGGGGGCGGUGUUCAAUGUAGCUCCGCCCACCACAGCACCACCCCCUAAAGCCAGGUGGUGGGGGUAAACAGUAAACUUGCUAAUGAAUAACACACACACACACACACACACACACACACACACACACACACACACACACGGUAUGGAGAUGUACACUCUUUUGCUAAAAGCAUUGGGAAAUUGCUACAUUUGAUUAAAGCUGCAUCUAAAGACGUCCAGUGUAAUUAAACAUCUCCAGAUUUGUGGUAACAGUUUGGAAAAGAACCACAUAGAGCAGGAAAGGUCAGGUGUCCCAAUACUUUUGGAAAUAGUGUAUCUUCUAUUGAUUGUAAAAUACACUGAUAUCCUUAAGCUUUGAUCUUAAAUCUGAAUAUAAAAUGUGUGAAUAAAUGAACAAUGUCGCACUGAAGGCUGCAGAAUGAGUUCAUCCUAAAAGCUCUGAUUCAGUAUUUUAGUGUGUUUUUAUUUGCCUUGUAAAAUAAAGAAAUGUAAAAUGUGUAUGUUGCUCCGGCAGCUGGAAUGUAAGUGUGUAUUAUACUUCUCUUAUUGUUCACUUGUGUACUUAUUUUUGUGUAUUUUUGCUAAUAAAAUAGUGAAUAUA
Molecule: messenger RNA, 1806 nt
Organism: Silurus meridionalis
Lineage: Eukaryota; Metazoa; Chordata; Actinopteri; Siluriformes; Siluridae
Gene: tmem79a
Product: transmembrane protein 79a
Exons: 5
Coding region: 226-1272 (348 amino acids)
Biological process (GO): regulated exocytosis
Cellular component (GO): trans-Golgi network membrane; lysosomal membrane
Source: RefSeq, a predicted model, not a curated record